CACAAGCUCCUCAUCCGCCUCAAGAAAACUCCCAUUCCUGACAACAUGUGCCACGGAAACUACUUUGGUGGUCUGGGCUACGGUUAUGGUGGCCUGGGUUAUGGCUACGGAGGCCUAGGCUACGGCUAUGGUGGACUGGGCUAUGGCUAUGGUGGCCUGGGCUAUGGCUAUGGCUGUGGCUGUGGCUCUCGAUAUGCCUACAGUACCUAUCGCCCAUGCUGCUAUGGAAGACUUUCUGGAUUCUACUAAGAAGUUAGACUUGCUGGCUGAUUUUUGGUCAUUUGCUUAUAAAAUCCCAGGGCACUGACAUGUAGGAAAAAUUAUAAUUUUACUUUUCAAUAAAGAUAAAUUUCUUCCACAUUAUUUCC
This is a messenger RNA of Arvicanthis niloticus (Nile rat), 368 nucleotides long. NCBI's taxonomy places the organism in Eukaryota, Metazoa, Chordata, Mammalia, Rodentia, Muridae. The record is from RefSeq and is a predicted model, not a curated record.